Eimeria necatrix is the source of this 594-nucleotide messenger RNA. Its product is annotated as cleft lip and palate associated transmembrane protein 1, putative. The record is from RefSeq and is a predicted model, not a curated record. Gene Ontology annotation, cellular component: membrane; endomembrane system. Lineage: Eukaryota; Apicomplexa; Conoidasida; Eucoccidiorida; Eimeriidae. The transcript has 4 exons. Bases 1 to 594 code for a protein of 197 amino acids.
AUGACUCCCCAGCUGUACAUAAACUACAAACUGAAGUCCGUCGACCACCUGCCCUGGCGCGCCCUCAUUUACAGGUCUCUGAACACUUUCGUGGAUGACGUCGCUUCUCUCCUAAUUGACAUGCCCUGGAUGCAUCGCCUUUCUUGCUUCAGAGACGCAGCAGCAGCUGCAGCAGCAGCUGCAGCAGCAGCAGCAGCAGCAGCAGCAGCAGCAGCAGCAGCAGCAGCAGCGGCGCUCGUGCUGCAGCGGGAAGAGAAUAUAAUAUUUAUUAUAUAUCUUUACCAAAGGUGGAUUUAUAGAGUUGACAAAAACAGAACUCCGGGGGGAGCUGCAGCAGCAGAGAGAGCAGCAGCAGCUCCUGCUGCUGUUGCGGAUGCAGCAGCAGCAGCACCUGGCGCAGCAGCAGCAGCAGCGAAAACUGACGCAGCAGAAGCAGCAGCUGCAAGUGAUGCAGCAGCAGCAACUGAAGCAGCAGCAGCAGCAGCAGCAGCAGCAGCAGAUGAAGAGGAGAAGUCGAAAAAAGACGAAAAGGAAAAAACCUGUGAAGAGACAGGAGGACUCCGAAGGAGAGUCCUAACAAGCAGCAGCAACUGA